Mycena citricolor is the source of this 972-nucleotide messenger RNA. The record is from the annotation of a GenBank genome assembly. NCBI's taxonomy places the organism in Eukaryota, Fungi, Basidiomycota, Agaricomycetes, Agaricales, Mycenaceae.
GCAAGACCUCACGAUCGCAUCUUACCAUGCACUUCGACUAGCACCUCCACCAACUCACAGUCCCAGGACGAUGGAUUGGGAGGUUCGGAAACCCUGGGAGCCGGUUAGAUGUGGGUUCGAGUCGAGUGAGAAUGCGGAUGGAUGACACCCAGGGCCGCCGGAUCUACACAUCGUGCUCUUUGCGGCAUCACGCACACCGCGCCGCUUUCCGCUUACCUCGACCGCAUCAAUUGCAUGCCCUCGACAACUCUCAACGACCGCGACCGUUGAACGCAACCGAGGAUACGGCUCCCAGAGGGGCGAUGCGCAGGAGUUGGAUGCACAAAUGGGCGGAGCACGAGAGUGCAUGGGGCUCAAGCUCACAGAUUACAUUCAUCGUGCAUCUCGGAUGCAGACGCGGGCCCGAUUCACGUCACGCAGCACAUUUUGCGCCGAUCGCACACCUUCAAAGCCCAUCGAUCGACUUUCGGGAACUGUUUCGAUGACCAAAACUGGGCGCAUGGGGCAUGGGAGCAGGGGAGUCGGAAGGGCAAGUGGGCGGAGCACUGCGAGGGCGGACGGGGCCAGGUCUAACGUAAUCGAUUACGACGUCUCGAGCAUGCGCUUGUCCAGUGGGAAUGGGGAGGGGCUUGGAUUUCGGUCGGAGGGGUGGAGCGCUGGUCCGCAGCUCGAUCUUGUGACCACCGUCACAUCGGCUUGCGCGAUCAUCGCUCUGCUCAUACAUCUGACCAGACAACCGCGGCCAGCAACGAACAGGUGUGGGGUGGAUGGGCUGGGGAGCUAAGGCUAGGCCUAGGGCAGCAGGGAUCGAGGGCGAGUGGGGAAGGUUUCACGCAAAGAGGGGGGACUACAGUAGACCCGUACACACCUCAUCCCCGCCCCAUUCGCUCGAUACGAGCGUUAAUGUGCGCGAGGGCGCUCAUAGGUUACUUAUCGACGUCCUAGCUCUUGAAUUUAUUGCUUCUGAGACUA